Messenger RNA from Notolabrus celidotus (New Zealand spotty), 4463 nucleotides. Its product is annotated as axin-2-like. Gene Ontology annotation, biological process: negative regulation of canonical Wnt signaling pathway. The coding region runs from base 350 to 2728 and encodes 792 amino acids. The record is from RefSeq and is a predicted model, not a curated record. The transcript has 11 exons. NCBI's taxonomy places the organism in Eukaryota, Metazoa, Chordata, Actinopteri, Labriformes, Labridae.
AGCUCAGUUGGUUUAGAAACAGCCCGGAGGAUUUCUACCGCCUGCUAUGACUUCUUGAACACUACCUGGGGAAAAGUCGAGGGAAAACGCUCCUCACUCUUAUUCACUUCUAUAUUCAAAUUGUCCAAUGUGAAGGGACAUUACAGGACAGAGAACAGCGCGGCAGAGGCACAGCCUGUUGUUGGACUACUUUGCUUUCACAUUUUCAAAAAGGGAGGCUACUCGGGUACAUGGAUGAGUGAAGAGGAGCUGAGAAGCUCCCCCGCUGCUUUUAGAGAGUGAGGAGGAUUAAGGCUGGAGCUCAGUGGAGGCACGACGGCACUCUCACACGGCAACCGGAGCUGGAGCCAUGAGCAGGGCGCUUACGGAGCACAUCAGCAGUAGCUUCCGAGAAGAUGCUCCUCGUCCUCCGGUACCGGGGGAGGAGGGAGAAGCGUCAUGCUACAACCCCAGCAGAUCUGCCAAAAUGAGAGCCCAGAGCAAGGUUAAAGAUUUCCCCGUCGCUGCGCCCCCCGGCUCCACAUCGCGGAGGAACGAGGAUGGUCUCGGGGAGCCAGAGGGCAGCGCGUCGCCGGACUCGCCACUAGUCCGGUGGACAAAGUCUCUGCAUUUUCUACUGGGCGACCAAGACGGCGCUCACCUCUUUAGGACCUUCUUGGAGCGGGAGAAUUGCGUGGACACUUUGGACUUUUGGUUCGCCUGCAAUGGUUUCAGGCAAAUGGACUUAAAGGAUACCAAAACGUUGCGAGUUGCCAAAGUUAUUUUCAAGCGGUACAUCGAGAACAACAGUAUUGUCGCCAAGCAGCUGAAACCCGCCACCAAGACCUUCAUAAGGGAUAGUAUUAAGAAGCAACUUAUAGAUUCUGCCAUGUUUGACCAGGCACAGACGGAAAUUCAGUCCAACAUGGAAGAGAACGCAUACCAGAUGUUUUUGACCUCUGACAUAUACCUCGAAUACGUGCGCACCGGCUGCGAGAACGCGGCGUAUAUGAACCACGGCAGUCUCGGCAGCCUGAAGCUGAUGUGCGGAUACCUUCCUCCUCUUAUGGAGGAAGAAGAGUGGAGUUGUAAUGACCUGAAGGCAAAAGCAUUAGGGUCUGUGGUUGGACUUUCUGCGAAAACCCUGAGGGCGACUGCUACCAUCCGGACAGCAGCUGAAGUGCUGGAGAAUACUUGCAGAUCCAGCCGUCGAGGAGACCCUGCCAGCCCUUACUUUGUCAACUCUGGUUAUAUUUUUGCCCCUGCCACCAGUGCCAAUGACAGUGAGAUCUCCAGCGAUGCCACAACAGAUGAUUCCAUGUCCAUGACAGACAGCAGUGUAGAUGGAAUCCCUCCAUACAAGCUGGGCACCAAGAAGCAGCUCCAACGGGAGAUGCACCGGAGUGUCAAGAUCAAUGGCCAGAUAACGUUACCCCACUUUCCUAGGACACACCGGCUGCCUAAGGAGAUGACCCCUGUUGAGCCCUCAGAUUUUGCUGCCCAGCUCAUCGCCCGGCUGGAGAAGCUGAAGCGGGAGCAGGACACCAUGAGCUCAUUGGAGGAGAGGCUGCAGCAGAUCCAGGAGGAGGAGGAAAGAGAGGAGAGCAGCGACCUCACCAACAACACCUCCCUCAACCACCCUUUGCUUCCAUCAGGCAGCCAAUGUGAGGAAGACCCUCAGGCAAUUCUGGACGAGCACCUAUCUCGGGUCCUGAAGACGCCUGGCUGCCAGUCACCAGGUGUUGUUCGACACUCACCGCGCUCAAGCUCACCAGAUCGGACAGUUGCAACAGUGUCGUCCGGCCACGGGCCUUUCUUUGGUGCUUAUCCCGGGGCCCCAAAGUUCCUGAUGACAGGCAGGCAAUCCACAAAGCACAUCCACCACCACUACAUCCACCAUCACCACGCUGGGCCUAAGACUAAGGAGCAGAUAGAGGCUGAGGCGGCUCAGCGCGUGCAGUGCCUCUGCCCUCCAGGGGGCGCCAAUUAUUCCGACUUCAUCCCAGCCCGCUGCAGCACUUUGUCCAGACGGCCAGUCAAGGCCACAGAAGAGGGUGUGUCCUCUCCCCGCCUUCCCCUCGAUGCCACCGACCGCUCUCAGAAUGUUUGGCAGUGGAUUCUAGAGAGUGAGAGACAGGGCAAACACAAGCCACACAGCACUCAAGGUCUAAAGAAGUCCAACCCACUCGACUCUAAGGCACUGCCAAGUCGGACUCACUCGUCCUGGGGUGGAGGUGGCAUCGGCAGUGGGGCUCACCUCCGUAACCACCAUCCUGGCCAUCCAUUCAUCCAGGACCCGGCCAUGCCACCUCUGCCCCCACCCAACACGCUGGCACAGCUGGAGGAGGCCUGUCGCAGACUAGAGGAGGUCUCCAAGCCACCAAAACAAAGACAUUCAACAGCAGCCAGCAGCCUUCAGAGAGACAGGAAUCAUCCAGCAGCAACUUUCCCCACUGCAGGCAGCCCUCUAGCCAGCCCUGGACUCCUAACAGACGAGUCAAAGGAGUUAGUGGUCACCUACUUCUUCUGUGGUGAGGAGAUUCCUUAUCGCAGCAUGAUGAAGACCCACUGCCUCACCCUGGGACACUUCAAGGAACAGCUCAGCAAGAAAGGAAAUUACAGGUACUACUUCAAGAAAGCCAGUGAUGAGUUUGAGUGUGGAGCCGUGUUUGAGGAAGUGUGGGAGGAUGCCACUGUGUUGCCCAUGUAUGAGGGCAAAGUCCUGGGCAAGGUGGAGAGGAUGGAUUGAAAGCCACUUCGCUGCCAACCAACCAAUGCCCUUCCCUUCCCUGCCCAACCAAAAGCUAAGCUGUCCCUAAAACGAGGAGCGAGAGACUCUGUGUAAUUAAGAAAAAACACUCUGGACAAUUUUUUUUAUUUUUUAUUUCUUAAUAUUAAGCUAAACAGAGUUAAUAUAUCCAGCACAAAAGGAGUGAUUGAAGGAAGACGAGCCAAUGAAGUAUGCCGAACACACAGGAGGUGCAGCCCCUCCCUGACUUUAUCAACCAAUCAGCCUUAGAAACAGAAGGGAAUGGCACGAGAGACUUUUAAAGACCAAUACAAGGAUGAUGAUUAUGAUUGGAGGCCAGUGGGGGAGGGGAAAGACCCCACCUCUUCUUGAAUAUAACCACUGAAGAUGUAGAUGACCGUUGUGUCAUGAUGUAAUGAGAGACUGAAGGUACGUUCACACAGGCUUCCAGGCCACGUGCGGCGGACUAGCAGGCGCUGAAGAAAAAUGCCACCAACCUGCUCUUACACUCCAACAUCAUUACAAAAACGUCUGUACAUGUGCAUAUACAUACCUGCAUAUAUGUAUAUAUACAUGUAUUAUAUAUAGAUGAUGCUUUUUGUCAUGAGUUGAAAUUUUUUAUUAAGUAUUUAUUGAAAAAAACCCCAAUCCUUUCCCCUUGUUAAACCUGUGUCCCACCCCCUCCCUGUUUCCAGCCAAUAGGCAAGCUGCUUUGAAUGUUGGGAGAAUACUGUGGUGAUAUUGUUUGUUUUUGUUCGUUAUUACUUUACACAGAGGACGUGACACUAGCCUAGCACCUCCAAUAGCCUUGUUGCCCCGUCUGACCCAAACUAACAACCUUAGCAGGGGUCUGGUCUGCGGCACAUUUCCUCCACUAUUCUAAUGGUCAAUCUGAGUCUUAUAUGCUGCUGAUAGUUUGUAAUGUUAACUUUGUCACACUAGUAUUUCCUCACCCUCAUUGUCUCCCCCUCCCUCUCUUUUCCCUCAGUCCGGCGACAGAGCUCAAUCUUUUAGUUGUGCCUUUGUUUGUAAACCAGGCAUUGCACGGGGGGAGGGAAGGGGAGGGGGGUUAAAACAGUUGCAGAUACACACAGAGAGGAGACCUGACACAAGCACAAGUCGUACCAUCUAAUAAUGGCAGUGUUUACAGCCCACACACCAAAAUGACUUGUGCUAACAAGAACCAGUUUGGGUAACUGAGAACGACUUUGAGAUGAAGUCAGCUAGCGUGUCAAAAAAACAAACACAAAGUUUUGAAAAAGUGAACAUUGAAGAACUAUGGCUCCGAUAUCCUUUGAAUGUCAUUACAGUAACAUCGUAUAUAGCACAGCUCCUGUAUACAUUGUAAUUAUGCAUUCUGAAGUAUGGAUACUGACCCAUGUGAUGCACACACACAUUGAUGAUACACACACUGUCGCUGGUGUUUUAUGAGUACAGCACCUGUGCCUACAUGGAUGCCAUACCAUGUGCUACCCUGUUUCAGGGUUUUAAUAUAUAUCCCUUGGUUUUCAGAAGGGUUUUAUGUUGAAAAGAUAUUUUUAUGCUUUUAAUAAUAACCUGUAAUCAUGUUUAUUUGUUUUGUUUUUUCACCACGGCCUUUUUUGUUUUGUUUCAUCUAAACUGUAAAUUAUACAUUAUAUAAAGAGUUUCAUUUAAAGAUUUACAUGGACCUAUAAUUAUUGUAAUUAUUGAGAGAUGUAGCCUUUAUUAAAGUUUUAUAUUUUUCAAAUGAAAA